AGGAAACCUGAAUGGAAAGCUGUUUCUGUAUUGUUGCCUCUGCAUUAUGGCAUACUAAAUGCAGUAUGCACAAAUUUUGGAGCAAGUUUCUUCAAAUUGUCUCCUUCAGGCGGAGAGGCGCAGAAGAAACGAAAGCGCCCAGCGCCUUCUGAAUCAGACACAGACGUAGAUGACCCAGGAUUGCCUGAUCUCCCCCCCUUCCCACAUGCCUCUGAGCAGAUAUCUGAGAAUGCUGCCCACGAUACGUCACCUUCACCCCCUCUAAGCAACAUGAGUGGCUGUAGCUCUCGCAGUGGCGUAAACGAUAACUUCACAAAUAGUAGCUCUUCGCUCUAUAGGGAACCCCCCCGUGCUACCAUAGGAAAUUGCAACCUCGAAGAAAUGUGCCAGCCAAGGGAGCUAAAGAAAUCCUUGCCACGUGAAGAAUAUCAACGCCAGACGUUGCGGUUGUUACAUAUGAUGCGGCUAACUCUGAUGCAGCAUGGUGAGCUGCUGCAGGAUCUCUGCUCCCACCGCAUUGACAUACAUGAGGCCCGCCCUGCGCUAGUCCAGGAACCAUUCGUCUGCUCGCAGGCACUGGAAGAGUUCAGCAAUUCCCUCAACAAUUCGAAGACUGCUCAGCUGGUAGAUGAACUUUCCCAUCUAGGCGGAAAUGAUGUUGGCCAGGCUACCAGGAACAUGCUCUGCUAUCUUUUGACAGACUCUGUUGCCAGCGAGUACAGCUGGUUAGGACAAAAAGGCAAAAAGAAGUUUCCUACGCUGAAGCUACCAGGGAUAAUUUACAAAGCAGUCCGGGGAAAUGCAAAAACAAGCGGGGCUACAAAGGUCGAUGUUGAAUGUGCCAUAAAAUCUUGGUUGCGUCACGCAAGGGACCGCAGAAGCAAGCAGUCAACUGACUCCUAAAGAAAAGCAAAAGCAGCAAGACCUGAAGAGUGCUGAAGCAUACGUCUGAACAUUUCAUUGCAUAUGGAAGUUUAAACCAAGAAGUAUCUGAAGUGCAAUAAUCUACUGUGAUAUAAACUCAAUAUAUGUGUAUAAUUUAUAUGCGUGUUCUGAGAAAGAACACUGUACAUCUGUGAUAUCUUAUCGUCAUAUUAAAUAUCCAGACUUGACAAUGUUUUA
Messenger RNA from Ornithodoros turicata, 1122 nucleotides. RefSeq lists its product as uncharacterized. The record is from RefSeq and is a predicted model, not a curated record. The transcript is spliced from 7 exons. NCBI's taxonomy places the organism in Eukaryota, Metazoa, Arthropoda, Arachnida, Ixodida, Argasidae. The coding region runs from base 271 to 903 and encodes 210 amino acids.